UCUGCCUCCAUCCCCCUUCCCUUGCUGUGGACGUUAGCAGGCUGCGAAGGCCGCAAGGAAAGCGCUUUCAGCCCGGCCCGGCCCGGCCCGGCCCGGGAAGCAGGCCGCUGGCAGCCGGCGGGAGCAGAGGCCCCGUCAAGCCCGCGUCGCCAUGGCGACGGCGCGAGGCUGCUGCCAUGGCGGAGAAGGAGGGGAACGGUGAGGAUGGUGCAGUAGCUGAAAUUGAGAAAAAGAUUAUAGAAGUUUUUGAGGCAUUUGACAAUGAAGGCAGUAAUUCUGUGGAUGCCAGGGAUAUUGGUGUAAUUGUCAGGACACUAGGUUGCUUCCCGACUGAGGCAGAACUGAAUGAACUGCUUGCAAAGGUAGAAGAUGAAGAAGAAACAGGUGGUUACGUUCAUCUGGAAAACUUUCUUCCUGUGAUGACAAAAGUACUGCUCGACAGAAGCUACCGGCCUAUUCCAGAAGAUGUUCUUCUACAUGCUUUUGAGGUUUUGGAUGAGAAUAAAUGUGGAUAUAUUACUAAAGAGGAUCUGGUCAAAUAUUUGACUGAAGAAGGUGAGCCCUUUACUGAGGAAGAAAUGGAGAACAUGCUCUCUGUUGCUCUAGAUCCAGAAACAAACACUGUUCGCUACAGAAACUACAUUUCAAAGCUGGUAGUAGAUGAAACUUAAGAUCUUGCCGUUUAGUGAUUGGGAUGCCUUUUGGUAACAGCAGUGUACACUGGCAGUUAGUUGAAAGGAGUAUUUCAAAGUGUAACAAAGCUCAAUUUGUAACUAUGCUUAUAAUUCAAAUAAAAUCUGUGUAGCUAUAUUUCCUUAGGUUCUAUAUACAUGUUGAAAUAUAGUCACACCUGGAAAAAGAGCUCUUGACAGAAAUACUGUGUAAGGUCUGGAAAAGAAAUCAUGGAAUUUGGUUUGAAAAUAACAGGAAAAAUAAUGUUAAUGGAGUCAAGAAAUUACUUUACAAUUGCUUCUGAAAACCUAAUGGAAAAAUGAGACCUUGAAAGUGGGUAAUAAGUAGGUAAGUGAGUACCUUAAGAUGACUAAAAUUGUGAAGGCAUGCUACUAAGAUAAAGCUUUUAUAUUUAUAUGUAAUCCUUGUUUGUGCUUAACUAAUAAAACACGGUAGGCUACUCCUUUUGAAAUAUAAUAGAUCAAAUAAGCUUUCUACAAUUUCUGGGUAUAGUCAAA
This is a messenger RNA of Pezoporus occidentalis (night parrot), 1190 nucleotides long. It is a transcript of the gene EFCAB2, whose product is annotated as EF-hand calcium binding domain 2. The coding region runs from base 177 to 671 and encodes 164 amino acids. Gene Ontology annotation, cellular component: sperm principal piece. NCBI's taxonomy places the organism in Eukaryota, Metazoa, Chordata, Aves, Psittaciformes, Psittacidae. The transcript has 7 exons. The record is from RefSeq and is a predicted model, not a curated record. Gene Ontology annotation, molecular function: calcium ion binding.